Archocentrus centrarchus (flier cichlid) is the source of this 4956-nucleotide messenger RNA. It is a transcript of the gene cds2, whose product is annotated as CDP-diacylglycerol synthase (phosphatidate cytidylyltransferase) 2. Lineage: Eukaryota; Metazoa; Chordata; Actinopteri; Cichliformes; Cichlidae. The transcript has 13 exons. Gene Ontology annotation, cellular component: endoplasmic reticulum membrane. Gene Ontology annotation, molecular function: phosphatidate cytidylyltransferase activity. Bases 140 to 1504 code for a protein of 454 amino acids. The record is from RefSeq and is a predicted model, not a curated record.
UCGUGCAUUGGGUGGAAAGUGUUGCUGGCAAGAGUCUUGCUCGGAGCUUAGCAGAGGGGGUAUCAAUCUCCGAAAUAGGGAGUUUGUUUGUGGGAGCCGCAGCACCUUCGCUGUUGUCGUUAGGUCACGACCCGGUAAGAUGGCAGAGCUGAGGCACCGUGUAGCCAGAGACACCGACCCUGCAUUUCAGCAGCAGCCGUCAGAUGACAAGGGUUCAGACAGUGAGCAGAAGGCAGAAAAAGAUGGGGUGUCAGAUAAUGAGUCCAAAGUGGACUCAGGGGUCCCAGAGGUGCCAGUCCCUCCUGAUGACACCCCUGAGGUUUUAAACAAGGCCCUAUCUGGACUCUCUUCAAGAUGGAAAAACUGGUGGGUACGAGGCAUCCUGACACUAGCCAUGAUUUGCUUCUUCUUCUUCAUCAUCUACCUGGGCCCCAUGGUGCUUAUGAUGAUUGUCCUCUGUGUUCAGAUCAAGUGCUUCCAAGAAAUCAUCACCAUUGGUUACAGCGUGUACCACUCCUACGACCUGCCCUGGUUCAGGACAUUGAGCUGGUACUUCCUGCUAUGUGUGAACUACUUCUUCUAUGGUGAGACUGUGACAGAUUACUUCUUCACACUGGUUCAAAGGGAGGAGCCGCUCCGCAUCCUCAGCAAAUACCACCGCUUCAUAUCCUUCGCCCUCUACCUCACAGGUUUCUGUAUGUUUGUGCUGAGUUUGGUGAAGAAACAUUACCGCCUUCAGUUUUACAUGUUUGGUUGGACCCAUGUGACUCUCCUGAUUGUGGUGACCCAGUCUCACCUCAUCAUACACAACCUGUUUGAGGGGAUGAUCUGGUUCAUUGUGCCCAUUUCUUGUGUGAUCUGUAAUGACAUCAUGGCCUACAUGUUCGGUUUCUUCUUUGGACGAACCCCUCUCAUCAAGCUAUCACCUAAGAAGACUUGGGAGGGCUUCAUUGGUGGAUUCUUCUCCACCAUUGUUUUUGGCAUCAUGCUCUCCUACGUCAUGGCUGGCUAUCGCUACUUUGUGUGUCCAGUGGAGUUCAACAAUGACUCCAACAGCUUCCAGGUGGAUUGUGAGCCAUCAGACCUGUUUCAGCUCCAGGACUACGCCCUGCCCAGUGUGCUGGAGUCUGUCACUGGAUGGACUACAGUGCGCCUGUAUCCAUUCCAGAUCCACAGCAUUGCUCUCUCUUCCUUUGCCUCCAUCGUGGGACCCUUCGGUGGCUUCUUUGCCAGCGGCUUCAAGAGAGCUUUCAAGAUCAAGGAUUUUGCAAACACCAUUCCAGGUCAUGGAGGCAUUAUGGACAGAUUUGACUGCCAGUACCUCAUGGCCACAUUUGUUAAUGUCUACAUUGCUAGCUUCAUUAGGGGCCCCAACCCUACCAAGGUGAUCCAGCAGCUCUUGGCCCUCCGUCCCGAUCAGCAGCUCUACAUCUUCAACUCUCUGAAGGCUCACCUGACAGAGAAAGGCCUGCUGCCGGCGCUGGAGGAGGUCGCCGCUGCUUAGAGCCCCCCACCCCCCCAGCAACCACAGCUAGCUCGCCCUGAGAGGAGGGGGAAAUGGAGAUGAGGGCAGCGGCACCCAGGGAGCCCCCGUGCGGCCCUGGAGCUCUGGGAAGACUCGCAGUGCUUUGCGUGAGCGAGAACACAUCUGAGAAAAACAAACAGAAAAACCACAAAAUCGACAGCCUUGGGUCAUUCCAUUUCAUGUGGGUGUGGGAGUCAUUCUUUUUUGUGUUCCUGCAGUCUGUGAAUCAUGUUUCUGACACCAGUGUUUUCAGGUUGAGUUUGUGAAUCACUGUACUUUUACACAUUUCCAUUACAGUCACCCUCUAUCUAUUUACACUGUUAAACACAAUGUUGGUUUGCUGUACAUUUCUACCUGUACACACAAUAUCCUCUAUAUAUAUCUAUUAUUAUUAUUGUGUGUUGAUAUUUUAUAGUUUUUAUUAUUUCAGUGCACUGCUCUCAGCCCUGUUACUCACUGUAUUCUUACUUCUGCUGCACCCUCUCCUCUAAAUUAAGUUUAAGUUUCUUUAUUGUGAGUUUUUCUAUUUAUACAUAGAUGGUUUUAUAUUUGGUAUGGUUCUAUUAUAUCUUAAUGUGGUGUCUUUUUUUGUUCAGACUGAAUUCCCCGUUGCCAUCUGCCACAUGCAUUUGUUUUUUUGUUUUUUUGUUUUGUUUUUUUGUGUCUGUUUUUCUGCCAUUCAACAAAGCCUCUCAUGCUUGGCCAAAUCAUUAACGUGAUUGUGCCGAAGUCUAAGGUGAACAACUACAUUACACUUAAAGGGGACCUAUGAUGCUUUGUUGCAGCACUAUUAUUAUUAUUGGUGGUAUCAGUAGUUUUACAUGAUUUGCAGUUCAGAGUAGUCCUUAUCUUAUAUUGGGCCUUGGUGCAGGUCCUCAGUUCACCUUCGGAAACAAGGUCCAGCUUCCUUCCCUUUUAAACUUCCUUCUGAUUGGCUGCCUCUCACAGUUUUGAACAGCAGGUUUCCACUGAUAUCACACAGAGCCAAGAAUAGAGAGGAAAAGACAGCUCAGAGAUUACAUAUUCACUGACCUCACAUUUGAAAGGUUAGCCAUGUUUAAUAUGAGCAUCCACCAUUGUAGCAGUAUGUAUGUGUGUGUAUAUAUGACAGGAAAGAAAGGAAAGCAGAAUAGGUCCACUUUAGGUCCAUCCAGUCUUUAAGUUCACAACUGUUGGUGGUGUAAGGAACAUAAAAUCCACAAUAUCUUGUUGAUAGAAAUGCUUUUUAUUUUGAUUUUAUUUUUGCGGUUCGUUGCCUGUUGACUGUAAGGUACAGAGGAAUUGUUGCAUUCCAGCUGCUCCCUUUGACACUGCUGGAAUCGGUAACAGAACAAGUAGGCCACAGAGUUUCUACACUGCCAUCAUCAGCUGCUUCUGCGUGCUGUGAUGUCACUGUGUUUCCGGGCUUCAGUGCGCAAACGGCACAUAAACACUGACCGGUCAGCUCGAGCUAUUUGAAUGAAAUCGUUGCUGUAAAGUGGCCUGUUGCUUUCUUGUUAGGUUAAACUUCAUCAAAACGGUUCCUUAUUGUGUACGUGCUGCCGUUCAUUCCCAGAGAUUUUCCAGUGGAAGUUUUUAUUUAUGCUACUUUCAACUGUGUGUAUUGGAUUUAAUUCUAAAAUAUAAAAGCUGGAGCUUCUUUACAGUUGGUUUCCUUUCAGUUUGGCUUUCUGAGUGAGUUUCACACACACGCUGCAGAUGUUAAAGGGGUACCACACCACUUUGUUUUUUUUAAACCUGCCACAUUGACUCAUGCUCUUAAUCUGAAGACAAAUUUUGGUGGAAAAAUGUGGGCAUUUGAGUUGGGGUUAAUCAAGCGAAAGGCGCUGUUUGUUAAGAUGCGUUGUUGGAAGUGUCUGGCUGAUUCAUCCUCUGUGGCUUUUUCCUGUUAAAUGCGAUAGAGCCGUUUAUUCCAUUCAAGCUUAGAAACGACUGAGGUGUGGAUUAGAUUUCAGGUGAGAGGACAGGAGAAUGGUUGAUCUUUGCCUACAGGACCAAUCAGCAUCAUGUUUGUACACAUUCAUUGUUUUCUUUCUGUCCAGUCUGAACAGUUUUUUAUUUGGAAGUCUGUACUCAAAGGACAAAACAGCAAUAUGAACAUUCAUGCAGUAGUCAGUGUAGCAGGGAUGUGACCAUGGACAGUUUAAAAAAAAAAAGAAGUGCUAUUUAUGUAUAAAUAUACUAUUUAUUUAUACAGUUUAUUAGUCAGUAUGUCUAUGCUAACCAUAAAAACCAGCUGAUUCAGUAAAUGACUCCUUCAUUUCAACUUAAAUUCCCUCUGAUCAGAUAUUCACCUAAAAAAAACAAAAAAACAAAGUUGUAUUUUUAAGCAAAGAACCUUUUUUGCUACCCAGAUUUUGCUUCUGCUUGAUCGUGGCAAUCAAUUUCUAAAAGUUGAUUUUAAUAUUUUUUUAUAGAAGGAGCCGCUGUAUAGCCCAAACGAGUUUUUUCCUCCUAUAUUUGAAUUUCAUUCCAUUCACAAUUUUUGUGACGUCCAGCCGCUCGUCAUCUUUAAGAUGUUUUAUUUAAGCAAACCUUUUUCAAAGUUACUAUAUUAUAGAUUUAUUAAGAGGAUGUUCAGAAAAAUUAUUUUGAGUGUUUAGUAUUUUUGCUUAGAGGCAUAUUUAUUAUUAUUGCCAUAUAGGAAAAAGUAUUGAAAUAGCAGAAAAGUGUUUUCUUGCUGUGGCUUUAGUACAUUUGGAUGUGUUAUUUAAGCUCUUCCCUGAUAGCCGUUGUGUGUCUACUUCUGCGUGGUUGUGCAAGUUGAAUCAACCUGGAUACUAGUGGACACUUAUUUUAGUAGGUUCCAGAUAACUAGUGUCUCAGCAGGCACAGGUACCUCAUGUUUUUCGGGCCUCACUGUCUCCGUUGUCAUUCAGUGGUGCAGGUUUUUAGCCCCGCAGCUCUGUACUGCCAUUUCACUGCCUGGUGUUCAGACGGCCACUAGAGAGAGCUGUAGCUCCUGUGCUCAGCUGAUGGAGUGUCACACUCUGUGGGUGGAUGGGUUUGACCCUUUCUAACUGCUGCUUGAUACAUUCCAGUACCCCUAAAGUUGAGAUUUGCUCACAAGCAGGUAAUUUCUAAGAGAUAAUCAUGCCACUUUAAACUAAAAGAGAAACCUGAUUCUGACCCUCACCCCCAUUUUUCAAGGGCACCCAGGAUUCACCUCUGUGCCAUUUUUAAUCAACACAGUGCCACUUUGCUGUUGUGCAUCCUGCCAGGCCAGGAGCCUCUGAAAAGGAAUGUAUGGGAGAGAUGUGUCUGUCCCACGUACUGUGUAGAUUCCCCCUUGUGUUUUAUUUUAUGGUUCGAGGUUCUCUUACACAACUAUAUGAUUUUUCAGUAUAUAAUUAUUCAGAUGUGCAAUGGUUUGUGUUGCGUUGUACAUUGUCUAGAGAAAAGCUGUAAUCUUUUGAUGCUGAAAUGUGCUU